Molecule: messenger RNA, 1026 nt
Organism: Eruca vesicaria subsp. sativa (arugula)
Lineage: Eukaryota; Viridiplantae; Streptophyta; Magnoliopsida; Brassicales; Brassicaceae
Source: the annotation of a GenBank genome assembly
AUGUCAGGAUCUGAGACAGGAUUAACCGCGGCGAACAGAGAACCAAUCCCAUUCACAAUGGCUCUCCACCACCACCAACACAACCAACCUCCUCCUCCUCCUCCUCCGCAGCAACACUCUCAGAACAUGCAGUUGUCCUUCACCGGCGCCGACAGAACAGCUGUCUACAAGCCCACGAGCUCGGAAUCUUCACCACAGCAGCACUACCAACAGAACUCAGCAGGUGAAUUGAACAUGAACGUGCCUGUGACCGGAAGUGAGCAGCGUGUGAAGAAGAGAAGAGGUAGACCGAGGAGAUACGGACCGGAAAGCGGCGAAGCGUCAAUGGGUUUUGUUCCCGGACCUCCUCCUUACACUGUUAGCCAGCCUAGUGGCGGAGACGGUGGUGGUGGUUCCGGUGGAGGGGGAACGUCGCCUAGUGUUAAGAAGAUGAGAGGAAGACCUCCUGGUUCUAGCAAUAGGCCAAAGCUUCAAGCUUUAGGGUCGACAGGAGUUGGAUUUACGCCUCAUAUUCUCACCGUGAACACUGGAGAGGAUGUAUCAUCAAAGAUAAUGGCGUUUUCUCAAAACGGACCACGAGCUGUGUGUGUCUUGUCUGCAAAUGGAACUAUCUCUAACGUGACUCUUCGCCAGCCCGCUACAUCCGGUGGAACCGUUACAUAUGAGGGGAGGUUUGAGAUUCUGUCGUUAUCGGGGUCGUUCCUUCUGCUAGAGAACAAUGGUCAAAGAAGCAGGACGGGAGGUCUAAGUGUGUCCUUAUCGGCUCCAGAUGGUAAUGUCUUAGGUGGUUGUGUAGCUGGUCUUCUUAUAGCAGCAUCACCUGUUCAGAUUGUUGUUGGGAGUUUCAUACCAGACGGACAAAAUGAACUAUCGAGUCAGGGAUUACCCCGUGUGUCCCCAAGUCAUAUACUGGUGAAUCAGAGUAGCUCGCAGCCUCGUGGCACAGUGAGUGAGUCACAUGGAAGCACUCUUCACCAGAGCACAGGAGGACCUUACAACAACAACCUUUCGAUGCCCUGGAAGUAG